CGGCCGGCCAGUCUCCUUCUAGUAGGUGCGUAGCCUCAGAGCCAGAAAACAGCAACGGCCUCCGAAAGAGAGGUCACGGUUUGCCCAAAACGCCGCGCCUCGGACAGGAAAGGCGCCUAUCUGCACUGCACUCAGAGAGCCGGAGACUGGGCGAGGGUGCCAGUCUGCCAAAGUGAGCGUCAGUAUACUGCGCCUGCGCAGAGAACCUGCUGCUAGCCGCGGCGGCGUUCGCCUGCGCAGAGGAGAGCGGCGUGCGCUUGCGCAGAAAAUUGAAGCCGCUUCGGCAGCGUUGGGGAGCAUGCUAGGAGGCUUGGAGCCUGCUUUUCAGCCCAUUUUCAACUCUUGUACAUGAAAUAUCAUUUUCAGAAGACUGUACAAUCUUUUGAACUGAUGAAGAGCAAUGUUUUGGUUCCUGCUAUUCUGAAAGUUGAAUCCAACAAGAAAAAUAAAUCAAGUUAAAAUCAUAAACUUAAGUCAGCUCAGAAGGACAAAGUCCGCCAGUUCAUGGCAUGCACCCAGGCUAGCGAGAAAACUGCUAUCUACUGCCUGACACAGAAUGAGUGGAAACUAGACGAGGCUACAGACAGCUUCUUCCAAAACCCAGAGGCAUUCCACCGAGAGUCUAUGAAGAGCACUGUGGACCAGAAGAAGCUGGAGCAGCUGUAUGGAAGGUACAAAGACCCACAGGAUGAAAACAAAAUCGGAGUUGAUGGGAUUCAGCAGUUCUGUGAUGAUCUGAACCUGGACCCUGCCAGUAUUAGUGUUUUGGUCGUAGCGUGGAAGUUCAGGGCUGCCACUCAAUGUGAAUUUAGCAAAAAGGAAUUUGUGGAUGGCAUGACAGAGCUGGGGUGUGAUAGCACAGAGAAACUGAAAGCUCUUCUUCCCAAGCUGGAGCAAGAGCUUAAGGACUCAGCCAAGUUUAAAGACUUUUACCAGUUCACCUUUACCUUCGCUAAGAACCCUGGGCAAAAGGGCUUAGAUUUAGAAAUGGCUGUUGCAUAUUGGAAGUUAGUAUUGUCUGGAAGGUUUAAAUUUUUAGAUCUUUGGAACACAUUUCUGUUGGAACAUCACAAAAGAUCAAUUCCAAGGGAUACUUGGAACCUUCUCCUAGAUUUUGGAAACAUGAUUGCAGAUGAUUUGUCUAACUACGAUGAAGAAGGAGCCUGGCCUGUCCUUAUAGAUGACUUUGUAGAAUAUGCACGACCAGUGGUCACAGGUGGGAAACGUGGCCCUUUCUAAGUGAAAAAUCAGAUAGAUGGAGGGUAAGACAAGAUGUACCCUGAAAGGAGACAACUGGGUUGGUUGCCAUGUGCGUUUGUUGCUGACUUCAGAAGUCUUCCUCGUCCAUUCAUGAAACAAAUCCUUACUCGGCUUAAAGGCUGCAGUGGCUGACGUGUAGAAGCGGAGAAGCUCCUCAGGAUGCUAGGGAUGUGUCAUCAGAGCUAUUGCUUUAGGAGACGCCUGCAUGACUUGUCUUUACAGAAAGCAACAUAGAACCUGUUGGCAGGGCUGAGAGCAUGCUGUUGAGUUCAUGAUGUCAAGGUGAGCACCAGCGGUUUCCAAAGCUAUGGAGUCACAUUGUAAUUAUGCUUCGAAUAUCAUCUGUGUCUGCAGAGUGAUGGAUCUCUUAUACAAGUCCACGCUGUUAAAAACGUGCCCUGAUGAAGAUGGCCUACUGCUUUUAAUCUUGGUAUUCAAGAUUGAUAGUUUUGAAUUCUCAGAUCUCUAGAUUUACUAGAUUUUUUUUUUUUAAUUUUCUCUAGAAGACAUUGUUGCAAUUUGCACAGGGAUGGCAUAGGAUGUAAUCCAGCAGGUUCAUUCCAAACUGUUUACAAGCUGGUGGGCCUGUUUUACUUCUAAUAAGGUUAUUAUUAGGCCUGGAUGCUGCCUCCUGAGAAGUUUCUUAUUUUUUUAAUAUAUUUUAUUAUAUUUAAAAGGACAUUUUUCCAUGAGAAGUACUUCUUUUUGAGUGAUAAAUUAGAUUUACAAAUCAAAUGCAAUGGUUCCCUUCACCUGUCUAUAAUGUCUCCAGUGCCCAGUGUCCAGCCCUUGGAUAGCCGUAUGCAUUUGGAAGCAAACACAUCUGUCAUCUGAAAGAGUCUACACCCAAAGCCUCUGUGCUCCUUGUCUGCACCGUGGGACCGCACCAUGCUGCUGUGCCGUGUCACCGUCUGCUUUCCUGGUGUUUGUGUGCUCCAGAACUACUCGUGUGCACAGGCAUGGAGGACCUGGAUACCGUCUGCCCAUCUGGUGUCAAGCUUUGAACAUCACUGUGCUGACCCUACCUCACACUUGCCAAGACUUGGUGUCACAAGCGUGCCUUGCUGCCCGGCCUACAACGUGGCCAUGGAGCAGAUCUGCUGGGCCCACUUCAGGACUCGGGACUGGUCAAAUGCCUAUGCACAGAAAGCAUGUCCCAGAUAUGCUGUGGGGGCAGCCUCUGGUCACGGGACAUGCUCCUGACUUAGGAAACAGCUCUGAGGCAUGUGUGCCCUGUAAUGAGGUGUACUGCUGAUGUUGAACAGGGAUCUCACAGAGGAGGUGGAGGAUUGGAACAGGAGGCCAGUCUCCACAAAGCCAACCCUCACUGUGUGAGAUAACGUCAUUAGUGACCUGUCAACACAGGUCUGUAAAGGGAAAAGCGGAAUGUCUUUGAGGGUGGACAUAACCAAACUGACCUAAUGAAAACCUGAGAACAAAGCAUCCUUCCAGGCUUUGUGGGUUCCUGACAUGUAGUUAACCUCUGUUCAGAGAAAUUUAUAGACACAAAUAACUAAGUUCUGAAGGUCUGCAAUAUGCUCUUCUUUUUAAGAUUUAAAAUUCUUCAGGAAGACCAGUGAUAUGAUCCAGCAGGUUAAGGCACCUGCUGCCAAGCCUGACAACCUGAGUUCAAUCCCUGGGAACCACAUGGUGGAAGAGAGAACUGACUCCCAUAUGUACCAUGACAUGCAUGUAUUUCCCCUGCACACACAUGUACUUACACAGUAAGUUAAGUACAUGAGUGUAACUGUAACAUUUUAAACUCUAUGGGAUUGUCAAUAGGCUAGGAAGUACUAGUGACUGGUAAAGGCUUUUCCAAGAAUUGUGCUUUCUGUUCAGUUAUUUACACUUGACCUGUGCAUGUUACAGAAAUGCUGAGAACUUCAGAAAUAGUAAAUAAAGUAUUUUCCCUGG
Molecule: messenger RNA, 3174 nt
Organism: Onychomys torridus (southern grasshopper mouse)
Lineage: Eukaryota; Metazoa; Chordata; Mammalia; Rodentia; Cricetidae
Gene: Dcun1d2
Product: defective in cullin neddylation 1 domain containing 2
Exons: 9
Coding region: 505-1239 (244 amino acids)
Biological process (GO): protein neddylation; positive regulation of ubiquitin-protein transferase activity
Cellular component (GO): ubiquitin ligase complex
Molecular function (GO): cullin family protein binding; ubiquitin conjugating enzyme binding; ubiquitin-like protein binding
Source: RefSeq, a predicted model, not a curated record